Molecule: messenger RNA, 1299 nt
Organism: Pocillopora damicornis (cauliflower coral)
Lineage: Eukaryota; Metazoa; Cnidaria; Anthozoa; Scleractinia; Pocilloporidae
Product: mitotic spindle assembly checkpoint protein MAD2B
Cellular component (GO): zeta DNA polymerase complex
Source: RefSeq, a predicted model, not a curated record
AUGGCCUGCACAGGUGUAGUGUUAUCUAGAGCAUUUAUCAUUGAAGACUAAGCAUCUACCAAAGGAAAUGCAACAAGGGGAAGGAGAAGAGCAGAAUUUUGACCUUUUAACUGGUUUGUAUCUAUUUACUAUAAUCGAGUGAAUGCACCGAGUAGGUGACUUCAAAUUUGCUGUUUGGUCGGUCUGCAAAUUUAAUAGUUCCUUUAUUUAACAAUUCGACUCCUAAAAGUGACCAGCAUCUAAUUUCUCCUUACAAUAUCACCACUGCAUCGAACAUUGAGGUCACGAGAAUACAGUAUAUGAUCCCCUACUGAAAUUUCCUAAGGUGCUGAUAAGGAGAAUUUGUCUAACAAUCAAGAGCUUCUCUAGAUGGAGAUCAUUUCCUCAAUUCUCGUGACUUAAAUGUGUGAUUCAGGGGUGAUAUUUUAGAGACAAACUAGAUGCUAGACACUCUAAGGGGUCAAAUAAUUCAUUGAUGUUCCUUGACAAAAUCUGUUGAAGCUCAGCGUAUGAAAGAGUUUGUUAAAAUAGUUUCAGGUGGUGUUUUGUGUGAGUUCUUAGAAGUAGCAUUUCACCUCAUCUUAUAUGUGAGGGAAGUCUAUCCUGCUGUGGUAUUUGAGAGAAGAAAAAAGUAUAAUGUUCCUGUACAGAUGUGUUGUCACCCAGAUCUUAACCAGUAUAUCUUAGACGUGCUUCAUACCAUGAAGCCCUUACUGGAGGAGGGCAAAGUUCAGAGGGUUGCCUUGGUUAUUUCAGACAAAAAGUUCAUUCCUGUUGAACGAUUUGUUUUUGAGGUUGGUAAUCCAGAAGGAGUCGGCACAACAGAAAGCCCGGACAAUUUCUUACUCUCCACGGAGAGAGCUCUCAGAGGUUUUCUCCUCAAGAUCAAUUCAUGUGAUGCACUGUUAGAGCCAAUCUCGAAAGGAUGUACAUUUUCCAUUCUUGUAUAUACCAAAGAAUCGUCUUUCUUAAAACUGCAAGAGGGUUCCAAUCUUCAGGAGUUUCCUUGGGUUGAGGCAGAUGAACGAACGAAAAUGAAGGAAUCUGUCAUUAUACCUCUUAAAUCAACUUCCACUGGAAUCCUAAAGAUGCAGCUUUUUGUCGAGGAAUGUGCUGAGAGGACCAGGAAUGGUAAAGACAAGGUUGAAGACGUUUGAUAUGAUUGCAUUCUUCCCGUCAAAGAGAUCACGCCUUCCACAGACUUAAAAAAGAAAAAAAAUAGCAAUCUUAUCGUUUGCAUGCCACGCCUUGAAUACACUCUAAAUGACUAAAAAUAAAUGGAAAAGUAGUAGAUGGUAA